AUGGCUGACGGUGAAACAGCACCCGCUCGCUCAUCUCGCUUUGGACAAAUUGAUCAACAGCGUUUGAUGUGUCGUUUAAUCUCACAUCCAUUAAAAUCAGAAAACUCUAUCACUCCUAUUACUGGUGGUGGACGACUACGAGCACAUUCAAACAAAGCGAGUCAAAAUGAAAUUCAAUUUGAACCAUUACCAGCAUUAAAACGAUUUCAGAAAUGGAAUGAUCCAAGAGAAAUUCAAUCAAGAAAUCGUCAGACAUUAAUCGAUGCAAAUAAACUUCGAGUAUCGUCACCGGGACCACCAGAAAAACGGGCAAAACUUGCACUUCCAGUUAUUGACGAACGAACAGCGGAAAAAAUGAGAUCAAGUGAAUUUCCUGGAGGUUACAGUCCAUCAACAAGCAAAAAACCUCAACUUGAUUCUAGAGAGAUGUUGCUUGGUGAAACAGAUAUGCAGAAAGUAAUCGAAUCUAUUCAUAGUGCUCCAGAUGGCUUCUUCCUAUAUUUAUCACAUGCCUAUAAUCGACAUGAUACAAAACAUAAUUAUUAUAAUUUGAAAGUAGUGAAUUAUGAACAAUGUGGAAGAGAAUAUCUAACGAUUAGUAAUGCUGGUGUGAGUUAUUAUCGUCCUGGCGAAGAAGUUGAGUUUACACCAAUAGAACAAUUUGCUAAAGAAUAUCAUCGUUUUACAAGACUAAUUAGAAUCAAAGUAUUUUCAACAUUUCGAAUGUGGAAAGCAUUUCAUGUCUGGUACAAAAAUAUGAGAAAGAAAAAAGUGACACAAGCGUCAAAAGCAUUGGUCGAUAAUUUAUUUCUUCUACAAGAGGCAUUGCGACCAGCAUUGUUGAAUAUUCGAGAAAUGUGUUUUCGUAUUAGUGAUAUGAGUUUAUGUAAAAUUGAACGAAGAUAUACUUAUACAUUAAAUGAAUUUAAUGAAAAUCAAAAUCAAACAUUGGGACAAGUAGCCACACGCUUACAAGAAUUUCGUGAUCUUGUUAAAGACGUUGUUGCUAGUGCGUGUCGUACACGAUUAUUUGAAGCUGGUUUUGUUCCCGAUGAUUUUCUUCAUACUAGUGAUCCAAAUAAUGAUAUUAAUAAUGGUUAUCAAUUACAAAAUAAUAUCGAUAUCGAAAUAUUAGCUCAACCUCCCGAUAAAGCCACAUAUGCUGAACAAGCGAAUAAACGAGCACAUUGUAGACGUUUGACAAAUUUUAUACGAUUAUGUGAUUAUCUAAUUGUGAAUACCUUUCAUGUUUUGGCUGUCAAUUCUGUACAAAGUCUAAAAAAUCAUUUUCUCGAACAAUUGGAAUCGACACCAUCAAAAGACGAAAUAAUUGGAUAUGUUGAGGAUAUUAGACGAAAAGUCGAUAAACCAGUAGGUGAAGGUGAAGAACAACAACAGCCACAACAAUCAGUGCCAACAACAGAACAACGAGCGCCUGUUCCAGGACUACCGAGUGCCAUAGAUGAAGAAGUUACCAAACAUAUUCCACUAUUUGUAACAGAAAUGAAAUUACAUUUAGAUGGUUUACAUUAUUUACCAGAUGUUGCUACUUUUCAAAGCGGAAUUGGUCAUGUUAUACAUAGUUUUCAAGACACAUUAUUAUCAUUAGACAAUUUGUUACCAGAUGAUGCAUUUGAUACAUUCACAAGACCAUAUAUUAAUGAAAAAUUUGAAGAAAAAACGUGUGGUGAUGGUCCUGAUUUACGACAAAUGUUCAAUGCUGAUUAUCAUUUUCAAGAUCUAAUUAAAGAUUGUAAUGAUUCACUUGAAGCUGGUUUCAAUGCUGCGAAAUUAUAUGCUGAUACAUUUAGUGAAUUUCAUCAAUUUUAUGCUGAAAAUGAAAAUACAAAUGUUGAAAAAUUGAAAGUUGAACAACAUGAUAUUGAAUUUUUUGCUACAUCCUUGGCAAAAUAUACACGAGAAGAACAGAUGGCUCAAUUGAUUGAUCCUAAAAAACCACUUGGAUUAUUAAUGAUUGAUGCAACAGAUGCAAAAACAAAAUUAGAACCAUCACCAAGACGAAUUCUGGAUGUAAUCAAUGAAAUAUUACCGAAAAUAGCUAAAGCUAAAACAGAUUCAUUGAAAGCUGAAGCUCAAGAUGCCACAGUUAAAUUAGAAACAAAACCAGAAUCCACUUUAGACUAUGUUGAUUCUUUAACAUUUUUGGAUGAAAUUCAAGAACGUAUUGAACCAUUAGAACAAGAAGCAGAAAUUGUUCGUAUGAUGUAUGAAUUAAUUGAACAAUAUAAAGUACCGUGUCCACCAGAAGACAUUGUCUCAUACAGUUCAUUAACAACAACAUUGAAUAGUUGUCGAAAUGCAAUGGAUAAAGCAUUGACCGAACGAGAUGCAUAUGUAAAUAGAUUUGUUACAUUACUCGAUAAAGAUAUUGAAAUGUUAACACAAGAAGUUCGACAAAUAAAACAAGAUUCUCAGAAUCCAUUGUUGUUAGAUCCAUAUGCUGAUAAAGAUAAAGUAAAAUUAUUACUUGAUGAAUAUAUUAAAAAAAUUGAAAUUCAACAACGUACAUCUCAUACAUAUCGUUUAUAUCAAAAAAAUUUUAAAGUUGAAGUAACAAAAUUCGAAGAAUUAGAAGAAGUUUAUGGUGAAUUAAAAUUGAAAGAAUUAUUAUGGAAUUCAUUACAAGAAUGGGAUACAAUGUUAGAGGAAAUAAAAGGAGCGGACUUUAAUAAAUUAGAUCAUGAACAAGUAGCACAAACCGUGAACAAAUAUGGUAAAAAUGUUUAUCAAUUAGAACGUGGUUUACCACCAAAUCAAUUAGUACCAAUAUUAAAAGAAAAGAAGGUCGAAGCGUUGAGAUCAAAACUACCUACCAUAAUAAAUUUACGUAAUCCUAAUUUGAAACGACGACAUUGGGAUGUAAUUGAAGAUUUAAUUAAAUUUCAUCCAACAGCCGAAGAUCCAUUAACGUUAGGAAAAUUAAUAGAGAUUAAUGCCUUUCAACAUGAAGAAAGAAUACAGGAAAUAUCGGGUCAAGCAAGUUCAGAAGCCAGUCUUGAAGGAAUUCUUAAGAAAGUCGAAGAUUCUUGGAAAGCUGUUGAAUUUCCUGUUAUACAAUACAAAGAUUAUAAAGAUGUUUACAUACUCGGUGGAACAGAUGAAAUAAUGCAAUUAUUAGAUGAUAGUAAUAUUAACAUUGCUACAAUUGCUAGUUCAAGACACGUUGGACCAAUUAAAAAUAAAGUAGAAGAUUGGCAAGCAAAUUUGGAUUUAUUUAGUAAAACAUUGGAUCAAUGGCAAAAAUGUCAAAAAACAUGGCAAUAUCUGGAAAGUAUUUUUGGUGCACCUGAUAUACAACGACAAUUGCCGGCUGAAGCAAAAAUGUUUAAUCAAGUUGAUAAAACAUUCAAAGAUGUUAUGCGUAAAACAAAUAAAAUUCCAUUAGCAAUUAAAGCUGGAACACAACCAGGAUAUUUGGAAUUAUUUCAAACAAACAAUGCACUUCUUGAUCAAAUUCAACAUUCUCUUGCUUCUUAUUUGGAAACGAAACGAUCCAGUUUUCCACGAUUUUACUUCUUAUCUGAUGAGGAAUUAUUGGAAAUCUUAUCUCAAACUCGUAAUCCAUUGGCUGUACAACCACAUUUACGAAAAUGUUUCGAAGGUAUUAAUCGUCUUGAAUUUACAUCAAAAGGUGGUGAAGAUAUGGAAAUGACAAUCACCAUGGCUCCAGAAAUUAGAGCUAUGCUUUCACCUGAGGGUGAACGAGUGGAACUUCUCAAAGUAAAAGCAACAGGAAAUGUUGAAGAUUGGUUAAAACAAGUAGAAAAAAAUAUGAUAACAGCUGUAAGAACGUGUAUAAAGCGAGCAAAAGAUGAUUAUGAACGAAGUGUAAGAGAAGAAUGGCUAUUACGAAAUGCACAUCAAAGUGUUUUAACUGUAUCACAAACAUUCUGGUGUGUUACUCUAACACAGAUAUUGAUGAGUGAUGACUCUGUUCGACAUCUCAAAUUAACUGAAUUUGAAACAAAAAGUUAUCAGGAUCUGAAUAAAUUAGCAGCACUCGUUCGACAAGAAUUACCACAACUUGUACGAGAUGUCUGUCGUGCAUUAAUCACAAUCGAUGUACAUGCCCGUGAUAUUGUAUCAGAAAUGGUUAAAACUACGGAUGCUAACAUAAAUAGUUUUGAAUGGUUAAAACAAUUACGAUAUUAUUUUGAACAAGAUUUAACUGUUGUUCGUAUGGCAAAUGCACAAUACAUCUAUGGUUAUGAAUAUCUUGGAGCGUCUGAUCGAUUAGUUAUUACACCAUUAACAGAUCGUUGUUAUUUGUGUUUAAUGGGUGCUUUACAACUGGACUUAGGUGGUGCUCCAGCAGGUCCUGCCGGCACUGGCAAAACUGAAACAACAAAAGAUUUGGCCAAAGCUUUAGCCAAACAAUGUGUUGUGUUUAAUUGUUCUGAUCAAGUAGAUUACAAGAUGAUGGGUCGAUUCUUUAGCGGGCUUGCACAGUCUGGUGCUUGGUGCUGUUUUGAUGAAUUCAAUCGAAUUGAUAUUGAAGUAUUGAGUGUUAUCGCACAACAACUGAUUACCAUAAGAAAUGCUAAAGCAGCUAAAUUAUCCACAUUCAUGUUUGAAGGCCGUGAAAUUCGCCUGGUUCCUACAUGUGCUGUUUUUAUCACUAUGAAUCCUGGUUAUGCUGGUCGUACUGAAUUACCCGAUAAUUUAAAAGCACUCUUCCGUCCAAUAUCCAUGAUGGUACCCGAUUAUCGUCUCAUUGCCGAAGUCAUUUUGUAUUCAGAAGGUUUUGAAAAUUCAAAAGUUUUAGCACGUAAAAUGGUUCAAAUGUAUAAAUUAUGUUCGGAACAAUUAUCACAACAAGAUCAUUAUGAUUUUGGUAUGCGUGCUGUAAAAUCAGUAUUGGUUAUGGCUGGUGUACUAAAACGUGAAAGUCCAACGGUCGUUGAAGAUCUUGUGUUAAUUCGAGCAUUACGUGAUAGUAAUUUGCCAAAAUUUUUAACCGAUGAUGCCAUAUUAUUUAAAGCAAUUGUUCAAGAUUUAUUUCCAAAUGUAGUUUUACCCGAACAUGACUAUGGUGAAUUACGUAGUACAAUUAUUGAGAUCCAAUUGAAACGAGGUUUACAAACAGAAGAAUCACAGAUAGGAAAAGUCAUACAAUUUUAUGAGACAAUGUUAAUUCGACACGGUGUGAUGUUAGUUGGUCCUACUAUGGGAGGAAAAACCACUGUUUAUAGAAUAUUAGCUGACACAUUAACGGAUUUACAUGCAAAAAAUAUUGAUUAUCAUUUUUAUCAACCAGUACACACAUAUGUGUUAAAUCCAAAAUCCAUUACAGCUGGUGAGCUAUAUGGUGAAUUCAAUAAAACUACCAUGGAAUGGAAAGAUGGAUUAAUGGGAAUGAGUGUGAGACAGUGUGUGCAAAGUAAAGAUCAUCACUGGAUAAUUUGUGAUGGUCCUGUUGAUGCUGUUUGGAUUGAAAAUUUAAACACAGUAUUGGAUGAUAAUAAAAUGUUAUGUUUAGCUAACAGUGAACGUAUAAAAUACACACCAUACAUGCAUAUGGUAUUUGAAGUUCAGGAUUUAUCUACGGCCUCUCCAGCCACUGUAAGCAGAUGUGGUAUGGUUUAUAUUGAUUCAAAUGAUAUCAAAUGGAUGCCAUAUGUUAAAACAUGGAGUAAAAAAUUUGAGGAUAAAUUCGGUGGAAUAUAUACUGAAUAUUUAAUGGAUUUAUUCAAUGCACACGUUGAUCAGGGUCUCGCGUUUGUGCGAAAAAAUUGUAAAGAAAUUAUUAAACAGGUUGACAUUGCUAAAGUGGUGACAUUAUGUUGUCUAAUUGAUGCUCUAUUGACAUCAGAUGCAAAAGUUGAUUUAAAAUUAGAAGAAGCUAAAAUGAAAAUCAUGUUAGCCACAACAUUUGUCUUUUGUUAUGUAUGGAGCGUGGGUGGUAAUGUGAAUUCAAAAGAUUGGGAUCAAUUUGAUACGUUUGUUCGCUCACAAUUUGAAGAAGAUGCUGAUGCUAAAUUAGGUUCUGGUGGUGAUUUAUAUUCAUAUGAAAUUGAUGUACAUCAUCGACGUAUGGAAACAUGGGAAAAAAGUGUACCGGCAUUUAAAUAUGACAAAAAUAAACCAUUUUUUGAUUUAUUAGUACCGAAUAUUGACUCGUGUCGGUUCGGUUAUUUAUUAGAAAAAUUAGUUUCAGUUAAUAAAUCGGUGUUAUUCACGGGUGAUACGGGUGUGGGAAAAACGGUAAUUGCACGAGCACAACUGUUAAAAUUAGCCGAUGAACAAAAUUUGUUCCCAUUAUUUUUGAAUUUUUCUGCUCAAACGAGUAGUAAACGAACGCAAGAAAUGAUCGUGCCAAAGUUGGAAAAACGAAAGAAGAAUGCUUUAGGUGCACCGAGAGGAAAACGAAUGGUGAUAUUUAUUGAUGAUUUAAAUAUGCCUAAAUUGGAAACGUACGGUGCACAAGCACCAAUUGAACUGUUACGUCAAUAUCAAGAUUUUGGCGGUCUAUAUGAUCGUGAAACAUUGAAAUGGGUUGAUAUCCACGAUGUGAUUUUAUGUGCAGCUUGUGGUCCACCCGGAGGAGGUAGAAAUGCCACAACACCUCGAUUAUUACGCCAUUUUGCAUUAUUUGCUAUACCAGCUCCAUCGGAGUAUAGUUUAAAGCACAUAUUCAAAUCAAUCUUAAAUGGAUAUUUAGUCGAUUUUAAUCAAAAUGUGAAAUCUGUUGGUGAUGGAAUUGUGGAUGCAGCUGUGGAAAUUUAUUUGAGAAUGAGUGCUGAAUUAUUACCAACACCGACAAAGUCUCACUACGUAUUCAAUUUAAGAGAUUUAUCAAAAUGUAUUCAAGGAGUUUUACAGGUUAAACCUGAAAGUAUAUCGGAUCGUGAUAGUUUAGUUCGUGUAUUUUUUCAUGAAUCAUUACGUGUAUUUCACGAUCGUUUGAUUAACGAUGAAGAUAAACAAUAUUUUCAUACAAUGUUAUCUGAAUUAGCCACACGUUUAUUUUCCAUGCAAAUUGAACCGACUCAUUUUGUUACAAAGCCGAUUAUUAUGGGUGAUUUCAUGAAAGUAGGCGCACCAAGAAAUGAACGUUUGUAUGAGGAGAUUACUGACUAUCAGAAGUUAAGAAAUAUUUUGCAAGAUUAUCAAGAAGAUUAUAAUCUACAAUAUAAUAAAAAUUCAAAAUUAGUCUUUUUUCUCGAUGCUAUUGAGCAUAUUGCAAGAAUAGCUCGUAUAAUCCGACAAGAUCGUGGUAAUGCAUUGUUGGUGGGUGUUGGUGGAACAGGAAAACAAUCUUUGACACGUUUAGCAUCACAUAUGUGCGGUUAUAAAUGUUUUCAAAUUGAAUUAUCACGUGGUUAUAAUUAUGAUGCGUUUCAUGAAGAUCUGAAAAAAUUGUAUGACCAAGCUGGACCAAGAAAUGAAAAUACAGUGUUUCUGUUUACUGACACACAAAUUGUUGUCGAAGAAUUUCUGGAAGAUAUUAACAACAUUUUAAACUCAGGUGAAGUACCAAACUUAUUCGAUAAACAAGAUGAAUAUGAACGAAUGAUUAUUGGUUGUCGACCAGGAGCGAAAGAAGCUGGUAUUGCUGAAAAUGAUCGUGAAGCAAUUUAUACAUUUUUUAUUAAUCGUGUUCGAAAUAAUUUACACAUGGUUAUUUGUAUGAGUCCCGUAGGCGAUUCAUUUCGUACACGAUGUCGAAUGUUUCCAAGUUUAGUCAAUUGUUGUACAAUCGACUGGUUUACAACGUGGCCCCGCGAAGCUCUUUUGUCUGUUGCUCGUACUUCAUUUGAAAAAUAUAAUUGGGCCAAAGGCGAAGAAUUUAUGAUUGAUGCAUUGGCUCAGAUGUGUGUUGAAAUUCACAUGAGUGUAACAGUGAAAGCUAAACAAUUAUUAACGGAAUUAAGACGACAUUAUUAUACGACUCCAACAUCGUACUUGGAGCUGAUUAAUCUUUACUUGUCAAUGUUAAAUGAUAAAAAAAAACAAAUUGAGAAUGCCAAAGCUCGUGUUGAACGAGGUCUCAAAAAGUUACUUGAAACGAAUGUUCUUGUCGAUGAAAUGCAAGCUGAAUUGGUCGCUUUGGAACCACAAUUAAAGAAAAAAUCAGAUGAAACAGCAAAACUUAUGGAAACGUUGGCGGUUGAUCAAGAAAAAGCAGAUGAAGUACGACGUGUGGUCAUGGAAGAUGAAGCUGUUGCUCGAGUCAAAGCUGAAGAAACCCAAGCAAUGAAAGAUGAUGCACAACGUGAUCUUAAUCUUGCUUUACCUGCAGUGGAAAAAGCAAAUGAAGCAAUUUCAAGACUGAGUAAAGAAGCUAUUACCGAAUUACGAACAUUUCAAACACCGCCCGCUUUAGUCAAGUUGGGCAUGGAAGCUGUGUGCAUACUUUUUCGAAAAAAACCGGACUGGCCAUCAGCCAAAGCACUUUUAGGUGAUAUGGGUUUUCUUCCAAGCAUAAAAGAGUAUCAAAAAGAUUCAAUACCGCCAGAAGUUUUAAGAGAUCUCAAACCGUAUCUUGAAAAACCAGAAUUUAAUAUUGAUGCGAUUAAAAAAGCAUCAACGGCCUGUGGAAAUUUAGUUGAAUGGGUUAUAGCCAUUGAUCUUUAUGCUAAAGUUAGCAAGGAAGUUGAACCGAAACGUAAACGAGUAGCUCAAGCUGAAAAAGAUUUAAAAGAAGUUAUGGAUCAAUUGAAGAAAAAACAACAACAAUUACAAUCGGUUGAAGCAAAAAUCAAAGAGUUACAAGAAUCGUAUGAUCAUCAAGUAGCAGAAAAGAAAAAAUUGGAAAUUUCAAUAAUGCAAACACAAAGUCGUUUAAAACGUGCAUCAAAAUUAACAACAGCUUUGGCUGAGGAACAAAUUCGAUGGAAAGAGAAUAUUAAUGAAUUUAAUGAACAAAUGAAAACAGUAACUGGAAAUGUAUUCGUAUCAUCCGCAUGUGUUGCUUAUUAUGGUGCAUUUCCUUCGCAAUAUCGAGUCGAGCUUGUUGAUCAAUGGGUGGAAGGGUGCAAAACGCAUAAAAUUCCUGUGUUGGAUAAUCUAGCAAUUGUCAACGUUUUGGCUGAUCCAUUUUCAAUUAGACAAUGGGUGACGCAAGGUUUGCCACGAGAUGAUUUUAGUACAGAAAAUGCUAUAUUAGUGACAAAAGGUCGACGAUGGCCACUGAUAAUCGAUCCACAAGAACAGGCUAAUCGAUGGAUAAAAAAUAAAGAAAAAGAAAAUGCACUUAAAAUAAUUAAGAUGACUGAUGGACAUUUUCUACGAAUCUUGGAAAAUUGUGUCCGUAUUGGAAUGCCAUUAUUAUUAGAAGAUAUUGGAGAAACAUUAGAUCCAGCAUUAGAACCAAUUUUACUUAAACAAACAUUUAUGUCGGGUGGUCGUCUUUUAAUUCGUUUGGGUGAUAGUGAUAUUGAAUAUGAUCAAAAUUUUAAAUUUUAUAUGACAACCAAACUCGCAAAUCCACAUUAUCUACCAGAAAUAUGUAUUAAAGUAACAAUAAUUAAUUUUAGUGUCACUAAACAAGGUUUGGAAGAUCAAAUUCUUAGUGAUGUUGUUCGUCUUGAACGACCAGAUUUAGAUGAAGAAAUGAAUAGAUUAAUUGUCACAAUGAAUAACGAUCGAAAUCAACUGAAAGCAAUCGAAGAUAAAAUCUUAAAAAUGUUAUUUGAAUCGGAAGGAAACAUUUUAGAUAAUGAAGAACUUGUCAAUUCGUUAAAUGAUUCAAAAGUAACAUCAUCAGCAAUCAAACGACGUCUUGAGGAAACAAUAAAAACUGAAGCGAAUAUAUCAGUAGCGAGAGAAAAAUAUCGUAAAAUAGCUAAACGUGGAUCGUUACUCUAUUUUGUUGUCGCUGAUCUUGGUCUCAUUGAUCCCAUGUAUCAAUUUUCAUUACGUUAUUUUACGCAAUUGUUUAAUUCAACAAUUGAAAAUAGUCAAAAAUCAGACGAUUUAGAUAAACGAUUAGACAUCCUGUUAGAAUCAACAACAGAAGCUAUGUACACAAAUGUAUCAAGAGGUCUGUUUGAGAAAGACAAACUUGUGUUUAGUUUUCUGUUAUGUACAGAAAUACUUAAAUUGGAUGGAGUUAUUAACGAAAUAGAAUGGAAUUAUCUUUUGCGUGGUGGUGUCGGUGGAGAAAAGAAACGUCCUCCCAAACCAAAUGUAGACUGGGUAACUGUGGACAUGUGGAAUCAAAUCAUAACAUUAGGUGAAUAUUUUGAACCGUUUAAAAGUUUACCAAAUGAUUUGGAAACUCGUCCAAUAUCUGUUGAAAUAAGUCCCGAUGUAAAAGUGGCGUUAAAUCCAAAAGAUUUAAAUGUCAGCACAUCUGAAUAUGAUAAAAAAUUAACAGAUUUUCAAAAACUUAUAUUUAUCAAAUCAUUUGCACCACAUUCACUUGUACAAGCGAUCACAAUAUUUGUUGAAACAAAACUUGGAAAAAAAUUUAUUGAAAGUCCAUCUGUAGAAUUGCCCGUAUUAUAUCAAGAUAUGUCAAAUCGUAUUGCACUCGUGUAUAUAUUAAGUACUGGAUCCGAUCCAAUGAGUAGUUUUCUACGAUUUGCCACUGAUAUGGGAAAAACUAAUCAUAUUAAAACGAUUUCACUUGGUCAAGGUCAAGGUCCAAUUGCUGAACGAUUAAUUGCUGCAGCUGUAACAGCUGGUGAAUGGAUAUUUUUACAAAAUUGUCAUUUAGCUGCAUCAUGGAUGAUCUCUAUGGAAACAAUAAUGAAGAAUAUUAAUGAAGGUGUUACUCCAUGUCAUGAAGAUUUUCGAAUAUUUUUAAGUUCAAUGCCAGCAAAAACAUUUCCAGUUAGUGUUUUACAAAAUAGUGUGAAAGUCACAUCGGAACCACCAAAAGGAAUACGAGCAAAUUUGAAACGUGCUUUUGUGGGAAUAACACCAACAUUUUUUGAAACACAUGCAUUGGAAAUGGAUUGGAAAAAGAUUGUUUUUGGUAUUUGUUUCUUUCAUGCUAUCAUUUUGGAACGAAAAAAAUUUGGACCUCUCGGUUGGAAUAUUCGUUAUGAAUUUAAUGAUAGUGAUCGAGAAUGUGCUCUACUAAAUUUUCAAAUGUUUUGCAAAGAUGGUUACAUACCGUGGGAUGCUCUAAUUUAUAUUACAGGCGAAAUAACAUAUGAUAUACUGUCACCUGACUAUAAAUAUUCACCAUCGGGUAUCUAUUAUUGCCCAGAACAGCAAUCUAUCACACAAUAUCGAGACUACAUUGAGCAAUUACCGAUAAUUGAUAAUCCGGAAAUAUUUGGCAUGCAUGAAAAUGCCAAUAUUACGUUUCAAACUCAAGAAUCGAGUUAUUUAAUAAAUACAAUAAUCGAUGUUCAACCUCGUGUGUCGUCUGGCGGCACGGGAAAAUCAAAUGAUCAAAUUGUUUAUGAAUUAGCUGAUGAGAUUUUGAAGAAAUUACCUGCAAAACUUGAUAUUGAAAAAGCGCCAAGAUACAUGUUUGAACCAGAUUCGAAAGAUCGUCUGAAUUCAUUAACAACUUUAUUUUUGGACCAUUCGUUAGAAACAUCAACUACGAAGGAUAAACUUUUUAAACAGGUUCUGCAACAAGAAGUCGAUCGAUAUAAUCGUUUAUUAGAUGUCAUCAAAUCAUCAUUAACAAAUCAAAUGAAAGCAAUUAAGGGUCUCGUAGUAAUGGAUGACACGUUAGAAAAAAUGUUUAAUGCUUUCUUAAAUAAUCAAGUGCCACGUACUUGGGCAGAUGCCGCAUAUCCAUCAUUAAAAUCACUGUCCUCUUGGAUUAAAGACUUGCUGUUACGUUGUGAUUUUAUAUUGCAAUGGAUUACACAUGGCCUACCAAAAAGUUAUUGGCUACCCGGUCUAUUUUUUCCGCAAGGGUUUUUGACUGGUGUUUUGCAAGUGCAUGCAAGAAAAUAUGAUUUACCCAUUGAUGAAUUGAGUUUUAAUUUUGUGAUACUGCAAUAUGAACGUGAUCACGAAUCGUAUAAUGAAAAUGCAAAAAAGCUAGAAUAUGGUAAAAAACUUGACGAAGAUGAACAGCUUCCAACUGUAAAAGAUGGUGUUCUGUUACACGGUCUAUAUAUGGAGGCAUUUCGAUGGGAUCCACAAGCAAAACAAAUUACUAACGCUGUACGUGGUGAAAUGGUUGGAACACUGCCCAUGUUGCACAUGGAACCCAAACAAAAUUUUGUCACUGAUCCAUCACAUUAUUUAUCACCGUUAUACAAAACAGCAGCUAGAGCGGGCGUUCUAUCAACGACAGGUCACUCAACGAAUUUUGUUGUUACUGUGAAUUUACCUACGGAUAAACCGCAAGAUUAUUGGAUAUCAAUGGGAUCUGCGUUUCAUGUCAGCAAAUUGUCGUCAGCACACGUCUAUCUUCGACUUCACAAAGGUGAAAGCAUAAAUAAUUUGCCACAAGCUGCAUUAGAAGACUGUUGUCAAUUGGUAAAAGCAAACAGUAUCGAAGGAUGUAAAAUAAAUAAUGUUGAUAUUGUUUACACAUCGGUUGAUAAUUUACGUCAAACAGCUGAUAUGGAUGUUGGACAAGUUGGAUUUUAUCGAGAGAAAGACGUAAAAAAUUAUGCUAUUACAAAGAAACAAAAUGAAAUUGUUAAUCGACUAAAUAAAACGAAAAGAGAAAUUAGCACAGAAGACUUUAUAGCUGAACGUGAACAACGUGAUCAGCAAGAACGUGAUGAGAAGAAGAAAUUAAUUCGUGAUCAAAAACAAAAAGAGAAAGAAGAUGAGAAACGUCGUCAAGAAACUGCAGAAUUAAAAAAUUAUACAUCAUUGAUGGUUAGUGACAAAAUGCGAUCGAAUAAAGAUGAUGGAAACGAUUCGGACGAAUUUAUGUAA
This is a messenger RNA of Didymodactylos carnosus, 12831 nucleotides long. The record is from the annotation of a GenBank genome assembly. Lineage: Eukaryota; Metazoa; Rotifera; Eurotatoria; Philodinida; Philodinidae.